Molecule: messenger RNA, 5960 nt
Organism: Monodelphis domestica (gray short-tailed opossum)
Lineage: Eukaryota; Metazoa; Chordata; Mammalia; Didelphimorphia; Didelphidae
Gene: DENND11
Product: DENN domain containing 11
Cellular component (GO): cytoplasm
Source: RefSeq, a predicted model, not a curated record
UCCAGUAUCUACACGUGUGUGUAUUUAGGUGCACAUGGACCAGCAGCCCCAAUCAGCGAAACAAAUGGGAAAAAGCUAAUGUCUUUCCUCCGGGGCUCGCUGGGAAAGCGGCACCUGGCCGGAGGAGGGAGGGAGGCCAGCUGGGUGGGGAGUAUCGGUUCAGGUGAGAUCUGGCCGAUAGCUGGAGAGGAGGAGGAGAAAAAGGAGGAAGAGAGCGGAGGGCUAGAACCGGAGGCCCCGAGAGGGUCCCUCCCGCCGAGCCGGGCCGGGCAUCCCAGCUAGCCCGCCCCUGCCUCCGCCCCCUCCCCGCCUGCGGCUCCUCCUCGCUUCGCCAUGGUGGAGCAGGGAGACGAGGCGCCGCUGCUGUGCUGGGCCGAGGGCCCCGCCGUGUCCCUGCCGCAGGCCCCCGAAUUCCAGGCCAGCAGCCGGGGAUGGGGUGCGGGUGGUGGUGGCGGGGGGCUGGGGAGCGGGCCCGCAUCUGGGGUCCGGCGGGCUGCAGAGCCCGGAAAGAAGGAGGAGGUGGAGGAGGAAGAAGAGGAGGAGGAGGCGGAGUUCGGACCCGGGGAACUGCUGCGGCGGCAGCCCGGGCGCCUGCCUCUGGAGGAGGAGGAGGACCAGGUGGUGGCCGUAUUUGUGGUCACCUUCGAUCCCCGCACGGGUAACAUGCUGGAAUGGUGUCUGCCUCAAGAUAUUGACCUGGAAGGGGUUGAAUUCAAGUCUAUGGCCAGUGGGUCCCAUAAAAUUCAGUCCGACUUCAUCUAUUUCCGAAAAGGGCAUUUCUUUGGCCUUGCCUGCUUUGCUAACAUGCCUGUGGAGAGUGAAUUGGAGCGUGGAGCCCGGAUGAAGUCUGUGGGCAUCCUCUCACCUUCUUAUACACUCCUUUACCGAUACAUGCACUUCUUGGAGAAUCAAGUCCGACAUCAGCUGGAGAUGCCAGGGCAUUAUUCUCAUCUGGCUGCCUUCUAUGAGGACAAGAAAGGUGUGCUUCACGCUAGUCACGGAAAACCCAACUCUGUGCACCCUGUUCAUUGGCUGCCCUCCAUCCAUCGGUAUAUGUACCCAGAGAUGAAGAUCACACACCCAGCUGGCUGUAUGUCACAGUUUAUCAAGUUCUUUGGGGAGCAGAUCCUCAUCCUCUGGAAGUUUGCUUUGCUUCGCAAACGCAUUCUGAUAUUCUCUCCUCCCCCUGUGGGAGUUGUGUGCUACAGAGUCUACUGCUGCUGCUGCCUGGCCAAUGUCUCUCUGCCGGGAAUAGGAGGAACAAUUCCUGAGUCCAAACCCUUUUUUUAUGUGAAUGUGGCAGAUAUUGAGAGCCUAGAGAUAGAAGUGUCUUAUGUGGCUUGUACGACAGAGAAGAUUUUUGAAGAGAAACAUGAUUUGUAUGACGUGUAUGUGGACAACCAGAAUGUAAAGACCCAUCAUGAACACCUGCAGCCGCUGCUCAAGCUCAAUAGUGCUGACAAAGAGAAGUACCGGAGACUUAAUGAGCAGAGGCAGAUGCUGUUGUACUCUCAGGAAGUGGGCGAGGACUGCAACCCAUGUGAAGAAGACCUCUUUGUCUUGUUUUUCCUGGAACAGAACAACAGGAUAUUCCAGACUUUGCUGGAAGUCUCUGCAAGCCAGGACAAGACCCUGACAGCAGAGCAUGCCCGAGGCAUGGGCCUGGACCCCCAAGGAGAUCGAAACUUCCUUAUGGACCUGCUGGAAGCAUAUGGCAUUGAUGUGAUGCUAGUCAUUGAUAAUCCCUGCUGCCCAUAGACAGCUGGUGAAGAAAUGACUCUCUCAUGUGAUAAGAAGCACUCUUGGAAUUCAUCCCACUGCCUCCCAAAGGAUUUCAUUUUUAUUUAACAAGUUUAUAUGAAAGAAUAUUAUUUAUACUUUUCAACAAAUGCAACUUUUACAUUUUUCUCCCCACCCCCCAUCCCUUAAAUUGAAUGACCUUGGUUUUGUAUUCUGGCUUUGAUAGAACUUUCACCUCCAAGCUGCCCAGGUCUUUGGGCCUGCGCUGACCUUGGGAAGUGAGAGAGAAAGCUAAUUUCUUAAGGAGAUCUUCUAACGUGACUCAGGGAUGGGAUCGAGUAGAUUUGUUACCAGGACAGGGUACUGGAAGCCCAUCUUUAAGAAACACUGGAAUGGACUUGAGGAAGGUUGGGAAAUUCCAGUAACUGGCAAGGUUCAAGAGAAGACAACCACCUGUCCAUGAUGAUCAAAAUAUGCCAUUACCUGAAGGCAGCGCACUAGACUAGGUACCUUCUCAAGAGUCCCUGGUUGCAUUUUAGGAUUUUGAUCCUCUGAUCUCAUCAUGAUUUCCUGUUCAAGUAAAUGAAACAAGCACCCCUUUGGUGGCAGUGACUACAGGGCAGGACACAAGUGUGCUUCUCAAUCUGAGUACUACUGUAAACUAGUAUGAAUGUCAUGGGAAACUUGAAUGGGACCCUGAAACCUUUUCAGGAGUGCUACAGGCCUUUCCUUCCCCUUUCCCUCUAUUCUUUAUGGUUCAGGCUAUCCCUUAGUUGGGGGAAAGAGCUGACACCAUCACCUUGUCAAACAUUUUCCCACUAUUUAACUUUCACUGAGGACUAUGUACUGCUGGGUUGAAAGGGUAAGGCCUUUUUUAGAGCAUAAAAAAGUGGCAUGAAAUUAAAAGAAGUCUGAACUCUCCAGAGGGUUCUAGCAGGCUGUGACAGAAUCUAGGGAGUGUUGGGGCUGAUUAGCCCCACUGGUCAGAGAAUUACAUUAAACAAAGCUAAGGAGAUGGAUGUGAUCUCUUUUAAAGGUCCUAUUUAUCUUUAGCAUGAAGGGCUAUGUAUGGCAUUCUUGAUUCUAGUUAUUAAAGCAGGGGACAGAGAAGUUUAAUUUAUUCCCUUCCUAGAUAGGAAGGACCCUCAACAGUGCCUUCUCUCAGGGUGUAGUGGUCAAGAAAUCCCUGAACAUGGCUUGUGGAAACAUCUAAGUUCUGUCUGGAUGUCUUUCACAGCUGUGUGUUGAGUGGUGAGUGACUGCUUUCCUGUUCACUUGGGGGAAGAAGGGAAUUGUGAAUUAGCUGUGGUCAGCAGCCUGCUCCUGUGAGUUACAAUGAGACCUUUCACAAUCUAGGCCCAUGGAAGUGGCAGGGGCAGGAGCUGUUCUGCUGGGCCUCAGUUUCAGUCUCAUAGCCUGGGCCACUGGUGGGAAGUGCUUUCUCCCUUCCUUCUCUUACUAGCUAUGCUAUUUCAACAUGGGUUUAUGUGACCAUGGCCAAGAUCCACCAGAUGAAUUUCCACAGCUGGGAAGAAUGAGGAAAUAGUGAAUUAUAUUUUAUCAUCAGGUCUGACAAAGGCUUCUACUUUCUUUAGAGGAAUUUGCUGAGCCUGGCUUUUAGGGUGUGAUAUUCAAGUUUUGUGAAAUGCAGAUAUACUAAUGGUAACACACACAAUGUUCUUUUUUUGGUAAAUACACAAAUAUGAAUGAACUUUCAAAUAUAAAUAAUAGAAUUAAUUAAUUUCUUUUUUGCUGUGGGCAGUAAUACAAGUAUUUACAAAAAAAAAUCUGUAGAUUCCUUUUGGUAAUACCUGGAUCUUCUUUCUGCCUCUCUUAACUCUGCUGUCUUUAAAAUGCCCUCACACAGGAUCUAAAGCUGAAAAAGACUACUGAGGAGAUAUAUCCAACCUUUUGUCACUGUCUACUAAUUUUGCCUUAAGCCAGCAUGUGAAUCUUUUUCUCUCUGCUAAUCCCUGUAGAGCUGAAGCAUCUCUGCCUAAUCAUCACCAUCAAAUCCCUCAGAGUAGACUGAAAACCAAGGGCCUAGACAUCACGAUGGAAAGACACUCAUUUAGCUCCAAUGUCAGCAAUGCUUAAGAGACAUUAGCCAACACAGUGCGGACUCCAAAUGUCUUCUUGCUUUAGUCUGGCUCAUUUAACAAAGAGCUAGGAGCUAGACAUCCCUUUAUGGCAAGGAGACAGGAUCCAUAUCCAACCUGAGCCUUCUGAUCUAGCUAUACCUGAAGCAUUCCUCUCUAGUCUGGUCAUUACCAUUCAUGCUUUGGAACACCACGCCAGGGACUUUGUAUGCUGCUGAACCUCAGUAAAUGGUCACUGACUUAGAAAACAUUUUGCUCUCAUAGGGCAUUAGCUACCAAAGCAUCACAGAUGUUUCAUUCCUAUGAUGGAGUUGGGGUGGGGAAGCAGGCUAGAGGUUAAAUAGAACAUGGGGGUUCUUAGGUAAAAUUUGUGGUAUGUGCUUGUAUAUGUAAAUUACCUUGUUCUCCAUGUUAAAGCAAAAACAUAUAGGUAAAAAACCCUACAGGGUAAAAAUUCCUACAUCAGAACAUUUCAGCCUGAGAAGUGGAGGAUGAAGAUAACUAGAAAAAUACUUUAAAAAUAGAACCAUGUGGUCAUUCACCUCUUUUGGAGGAGCCUCCCAUGAAGAGCAACAAUUAAAUUGACCUUUUAAUGGCAAUGGUGCUCCCCAGCCAAGGAGGGUAAGAACUUACAUUCUAGGCAAAGAGGACCUCUGGGCAUGGUUUAUCGAUGCCAGCAGUCUUGCUGAUCCCAGCAGGUAUUAGCUCAUGCCUGUAAGGACCGAAGGGUGUAAUAAGUCAACAUUCUCCUAAGAUUUGCUGCUCUGUAGAUGCAAGAGCAACCCAAGGAUGUCAUUGAGGUCAUAAAUAGGUGUCUGAUAAGAACUUUGCACUUGGCUGACUGGGACCAAGAAUCCUGUGAUUUGGAUGGUAAACCUCCCAUUCCUUGCCUUGAACUGUAACUGCAGAGCAGCCCCCUCACCUUUGUAGAGCCUACACAUGCUUUGUGAUCACAAAAGGCCCUCAUUAAAAAUCAGUGCUAUCACAGUUUGACUUGACCUUUGGAUAUAGGAGAAGAACUGAAAGUGGAUGAAAGGGAGUGGGUUGGCUAUACCUUCUAGCAUGUUCUUAAAAAGUGAGAUUAUAAAUCUUACCUUGAUUACUAAUGGGCCUAAGCUCUAAAUGGGUAUAGAAGAUUACUUAGUAUCAUGAGAAAAUCCUGCAAAAUUGGUCCUUUUUUUCUUAUAGGAAAGGGAAAGUUUAUUUUUCUAUCAAUAAGUGACCAAAUAUGUAAAGGAUUUCAAAAAUACAAUUCUGGAAAAAGGCAGUUUUGUUACAUUAAGGAAACCUGCCACAGGAGUAUGAUUUAAUAUCUUAGUAAAAGGAGAAUUGUCAAAUAAGGAUAUUCUCAGGAAAUGAGGUUUAAAGACAUUCCUGAGAGAACACAGUAGUUAUACCAACUACAAAAGAAAUAUAUUUUCUGAGAAAGCAGUAAAGCUGCAGAUUUCUGGCCAACUGGCCUUGGUAAAAAAAAAACCAAAAAACUGAUCUGGGAAGGAUACAAUACUGGGAAAAAAAACAAUGGCAUCAGAUCUCUGUUCUGAUGGAAGGUGGUGGAGGAGAGAGGAUAUUAAAAAAAAAAACGACAAUUAGGUUUAUUCACUUCAUUUAGGUCAAUCUUUGGUCAUCCUGGAAGCAUCUGUUAAGCUUAAGAAAAAUAAAAAAACAAGAUCCAGUGUAGCUAAAUAAAAUUUGCUUCCUCAUGUCACAGAACCAAUGCAGCCUCACAAUUACCUUAAAGGUAAAAAGCACAUCUCUUAAUAUCAUGGUUCUUUAACCAAUGCUAGCAAUAACAAAAAUCUGAUGUUUCUUUCCUUCUCUCCUGAACAGUCUUUAUCUAUUGCAAAUGAAAUUCUGAAAUCAGUAGGGUGAAUACUACUCAAAUGAUAGUGUUUGCAAACUCUGCUGACUCUUAGCUGUGGUAAUUCUGAGGGCCCAAAGGAUGGGGUUAAUCCUGAUGAUAAGAUGAAAAUGACACUUGAAUCUGUUCUGUUGUACAAAUGGUUGCUGUACAGCUUAUAACAUACCUGUAUAGAUCUGAGCCAAGCGGUCUACAGAAGUUGAGAUGACCAUAGUUACAGAAAAUAGUUUUUACAAUUAAAGUUCACAUUUUAACAUGAA